Cheilinus undulatus (humphead wrasse) is the source of this 1074-nucleotide messenger RNA. RefSeq names its product transmembrane protein 121. The transcript has a single exon. The record is from RefSeq and is a predicted model, not a curated record. Bases 124 to 1074 code for a protein of 316 amino acids. NCBI's taxonomy places the organism in Eukaryota, Metazoa, Chordata, Actinopteri, Labriformes, Labridae.
CGCAAUGGAGGGGAGCACCGCUGUCUAGCAGCACUAUCUGAUCUGCCUCCUCAACGGACUGACUAAGCCCCCUCCUCUUCAACAACACUCCUCCUCCUCCUCCUCCUCCUCCUCCAGGCAAGGAUGGUACCUCCGCCUCCCACCAACAAGCCCCACGUGUGCCUUUCCACCAUCCUGAUCAUGAGCAGCAUGGCGCUGAUUGAUGCCUACCUGGUGGAGCAGAAUCACGGACCACGCAAGAUCGGCAUCUGCAUCAUGGUGAUGGUGGGAGACAUCUGCUUCCUCAUAGUGUUGCGUUACGUGGCGGUGUGGGUGGGUGCUGAGGUACGCACGGCCAAGCGAGGCUACGCCAUGAUCCUCUGGUUCCUCUACAUUUUUGUGCUAGAGAUUAAAGUCUACUUUGUGUAUCAGAACUACAAAGCGGACAGGAAGAGCCUGGAUGCGCUCGCGAGGAAAGCGUUGACGCUGCUGUUGUCCAUUUGCAUCCCGGUGCUCUUUGUGGUGCUGGUCGCCAUCGACCACAUGGAGUACGUUCGAGCUUUUAAGAAGCGGGAGGAGAUCCGGAACCGUCUUUUUUGGGUGGUGGUGGACCUCCUGGACAUCCUGGACAUCCAGGCCAACCUGUGGGAGCCUCAGAAGAAAGGGCUCCCUCUGUGGGCCGAGGGCCUGAUGUUCUUCUACUGCUACAUCCUGCUGCUGGUGCUUCCCUGCGUGUCGCUGAGCGAGAUCAGCAUGCAGGGCAUCAACAUCGUACCCCAUAAGAUGCUCCUGUACCCCAUCCUGAGCCUCGUCACCAUCAACAUCAUCACGCUCUUCAUCCGUGGGGGGAACAUGAUCCUCUACAGGGACGCCCGCGUGUCGGGAAUCCUCAUAGGGAAGAACGUGCUGGCAAUCAUCCUAAAGACCUGCAGCUUCGUCCAGUACAGGAGACAGUUACAGAAUGCUUCCCCAGCCUUCGGAGUGGAGCUGCAGAAGAACUCGGUGGCCCAUGCCCGCCCGGCUCCCACUCCACCUCAAGUGGUGAUGCAGGACCAGACCCCCCUCCCUGAGAUGACUACCUGUGAGCACACAUGA